Messenger RNA from Penaeus vannamei (Pacific white shrimp), 7705 nucleotides. NCBI's taxonomy places the organism in Eukaryota, Metazoa, Arthropoda, Malacostraca, Decapoda, Penaeidae. The record is from RefSeq and is a predicted model, not a curated record.
AGGAGCGGAUGGGACAGAAGUAUGAUAAGGAGGACAAGGAGGAACAAGACCAACAUUGAGCUCAAGGUGGAAACAGAAGCACUAAAGCGAGAGUUGUACGACAAACAAGAGUUGGUGCGGCAGGCAUCGACGGCGCUGUCAGGGUUAGAGCAACAAUUUCAAGAACAGGUGGCACAAAUGAAGGGGAUUCAUGAACAGGAGAAGCUGCAGUUGAAUGAGAAGAUUGGACAGCUGCAGAAGGACUUGGAUGACUAUGACCAGCGCAUCCAAGAGGAAGGGGGUCGCCAAGGGGAACUGACCAAGCUCUGCGGGCUGGCCUUCAGCACGGGAGCUGAGGAGGAAGAGCCUGCAGACCCUGUCCCUUCGAGGGAGAAGCUGAGUCUUCCUCUAAACCUUCAAGGCCAUAAUAACAGCAGCUUUGGCCAUUCUCCUGUUCAAGGACUGUUUAGCCUGCCAGCAACAGUCCCCAGCACAUUAGGGAAGAUCCAGUCCCCAAAUAAACCCGGAGAGCUCUCAGAAGACCCAGACUUGGCAGAGCAGAAAGUCGCAGCUCUUGAAGCCCGGGUGGUAGAAUUGGAAGAACGGGUCACAGAACUAGAGGGAGAACUGGCAGCCAAGGAAGAGACUAAUAGUGUACUUGAAGGAGAUAUUGCCAACUUAAGGAAAGAGUUGGAAGAUAAAGUAGAAAAGAUAGCAGACUUAGAGGUAGAAGUCUCAGAGAAGGACAUGAAGAUCGAUGACGUGAUGCAGGAACUUGAGACGCGUCAUGUUGAAAUCCAAGCCAAGGAGGAUCAGAUCGAGGCUCUACACCAGGACUUAAUUAAGGUGGAGCCAGAGAUAGAAGUCAAAGUUCAGGAGAUCGUAGAACGUGACCGGAUCAUAGAGGAAAAGAUAGAACAGAUUGAACAGCAGAACAAGAUUCUCGUUGAAAUCCAAAUCACGCUGGACGAGAAGCAGAAGCAAAUUGCAGACAUGGAGCAGAAGAUCAGCGAUUAUAGUGCGAAGAUCACCAAACUCAAUGAAGAGUUGGACAAAGCCUGUAAAACCAUACAGACCUUUGCGGAGGAAGUCGAAGCACGUGACAAGGAAAUUGUGACGCUGAAGAAGGAGCUGAAGAGGAAGGAGAAGAAGAUCAAGGACUUGGUAGCAGAGCUGAAGGAGGCCCUCGAUAUGCUCAACAAGGCUAAGUGGGAAGCAGAGACUAGCGGUGGCGAGGAUGGAGUCAAGGAAAUGGCCGAAGAGGAGAAUGAGCGACUGUGGGCAGAACUGGAAUCAAGGAAGAACGAGGUGCUGGCGCUGCGGGCUGAGCACAAACACUCGUUGUCUGAGGCUCAGGACCGCAUCAGUCACCUGCAACAGCAACUGGAGGAGAAGCUGAAGGCCCUUGACGGCCAGAAGGAAAAACACUCUCAGGAUGUGGAGGAGAGAGAGGCUAAACUGAGAGACUUGGUUCAGCAGGUGGCGAGGUUGGAGGGCCAGUUGCAGGCCCUUCACGGCGACAUGUCCAACAGGGAAGGCCAGCUGCGGACCAACCAGGACCUCAUGCAGGAGUUAAAGGAUGAGCUGGGGGCAGCGAAGGAGGAGCUGAAGGAAAAGAAGCAGGAGUUGGACAACCUCCAGGACGAGCUCAAGAAGAAGAAUGCUGACAUGCAGGACUUGGUUAAUUGUGAACUAUGGGAGAGGAAUAAGGAGGUAGAGAAACUGCAUGAAAAGUUAAGUGCCUUAACCUCAGAUCAUCAGAAACAAAUCAGCAAUCUGAAAGAGGAACUUCAGGCUAAGAAUAAUGAAAUUAAUAGAUUAGAAACUAAGCCACUUUCUGAAAACAGUAAGAGCUCUGACGUCAGCCACACAUCCAGCUGUCCAGUGAUCAAUACAAACCUAACAGUUGCCAGCUCUACAAAUGAUCAGCCUAAAAAUGCUGCACAUCUGACAGUGGUCACAAACACUGGUGCAGAUCUAAUAACUGUGGCACGUCCCCUUCAUGUGACAUUGGGUGAUGACAGUGCUGCCUCAGUUCAAUUGCUUUACCAAGAAAUUAACAAAAUCAGGGGUGAAGCACAGGCACUCAGGCUGGAAAGGAGCAUUCUCAAUGAUAAAUUACAGAAACUCAAUGAAAAGGUGAGCCAGACAGCAGAUGUAGCAAAGGCAAACGAGCUCAGAGAACAGAUGGAUAUGGUUAAGCGACAGCUUGAAGAAAGCAAAGAACAAAACUUGCAAAAAGAUCGGCAGCAUGGAGAGGUUGUGAGUGACUUCCAGUCACAAGUGCAGACGUUGCGAAAUGAACUCCAUAAUGCAAAGAAGAAGAUAAGUCGUCAGUUAACAGAAGUCAGUGUCAGAAAGUACCAAGAAUCUUUGAAGAGACAUAAGCAGGAAAUUGCAUCACUGAGAAAGCGAUUGGCAGACUCGCACAAUGCCUGCGAUCUCCUCAGAACAAGAUUGGAAGAACUAGCUGACUUCUUGGAACGUAUUCUCGAAAUGGAUGAGAAAGGUCUCAUAAACUUGAGUCAGUUGUCAGCCAAGCAUAUUGCCUCACUGCACAAAACCCUGAAUGAGUCCCGUGCCCUUUCCCGGUCCUUGUCCCAAUCCCUCAUGAUUGGCAUGGACACUACAGAUCAUGGAGACGAUGGCCUAUUAUCCAGUUGUUCUCUAAGCUCCGUGUCAUCUUGGAGCUUACAGCGAGAUGAUAGUCUCUCUGAAACUCAUGAUCCAGUAAUAGCCAGCAGUCAUGAAACAUUGCCAAAUCUGCCAGAUGAAACUAUACUUCAGGGAGAUGAGACUCAUGACCCAGCUUUCCAGGCUAUUGCUACACAGCUCAAUACCCAGAUUGACCAAAAGACCAGGGAAAUAGAUGCGAUAGCUGAAAAUGUAUGUGUACUUAGUGAGCAACUGGCCGAGCGGACUCGCCAGGUGGAGCAGCAAGCUGGUGUUAUCGGAGAGUUGAGAGGCCAGGUGGGGCGCCUGCAGGAGGAGGUACGGCACAGAGACCUUCAGCUGAUGGCAUCCCAGGCUGACCAAGACCAAGAUAACAAUCAGGCUAAUUUACAUGGUUCGUGGCACAGUAGUACAAAUCCCCUAGCAGCAUCGUCUCAAAGCACAGUGCAUGCGGCAUCACCACAAACUACUGUCAACGCUCAGGAUUAUAGUAGUCAAGAACGGCUUAGGAAGUCGCCUAGCACAUGUUCCGACACACUCCCUCCCCCUCCUCUUCAUCUCCUUCAGGACAGUGAGUGUGAAGACAUCAGGGGUGAUGUGCGAGAGCUUGAAAUAUGUCAGGCGUCAGACCGAAGCAGUUUAAGUGCCGUUAAGAGUGCUUAUUCAACCGAUGCUGCCAUUAAGGCCUAUAGUAGACACCCAGGCUAUUUCCACCAACUGGCUCCUCAGAAGGGACUCCAAAGCAUGGACGGAAGAAAGUCGUGGGUAGAAAAUGCCAGUGGACCUGGAGGGUGCAUUGGGCCAGAACAGCCAUGGGCCCCUGUUUCACCAUCAGAAAGUGAGGCUUGGAGUGAACCAGACAGAAAUGUGUCGCUUGCCAGAAUUGGCCUGGAUGCUUGCACUCUUGUUGGUGGUCCAGACCGAGCUCUGUCACGAUCAAGGCAGCAAAGAGCAUCUGCUGCCAUAACUUCAGAGUCAGAUGGUGAGGCAGCUUAUGAGGAGACUACAACAUGCACUGCCAAUCCUAUAUCAACUCCUGGAAAAAGCUCUAAAAGACGCUCAGACAUUGCUGAACUGCGACGUGUAUCUACCAAACUGCGUGCCGUUGAACAGCUUAACGAAACACUCCGUGCUGAGCUGAACAUCUAUCAAACUCUGAGCCAGCAGUUAGUUCCACAACAACAGAAUCAACAAGAGAGACCCAAAACAAGUGACAAGAGUGUUGAAACGCAUAAAGGAGAGACGGUAGAUGCGUCAGUGGGAGCAGAGGAAGAAGCAACUCUUCCAGCGCCUCCUCCUCCCAUGCCUGCACUUGCUAUUCCUGCCCCCUUGCUAGAAGAAAUUCGGGCACUGCGGCUGAAACUGGAAGAAGCUAUUGCAAACAACGACCAUCUGAGAGACCAGUUAGAAGCAGCCCUUACAGCUCACCCUCAAGAUGAAGCACGAUUCCAUCACCUGACUGCUGCACUACAGAUUGCCCAAGAAGAGGUAAGAGAGGCUAGAGACAGACUACAGUGUACCCAGGAAGCACUCAGAGCUCAGCAAGACCUCACAAAUGGAGUCCAGCAGAAGUGCCAGGAUUACGAACGCUCUCUGGAAAAGUGCAAAGCUCGUCUAGAAAACUCAGAAGCUGAGCUAAAGACCACAAGAGCAGAAUUAACCAAAGCACAGCAAGUUGUCCAAGAAAAAGAGGCUCUGAUUCUCGACCAGGAGAAACUUUUGCAUCAAAAGGAUUCUCAGCUCUCAGAAAAUGAGCAAAUCAUUGUUGAAAUUGGAGAGAAGAUUAAGUACUUAGAAAAGAAUGCCACAGAGAGCCAGGAAAAUGACGUGCGAGUGCAAGAGUUGCAGACUGCAAUGCAAAAGCAGGAAACACGUCUAUUGGAAGUAAACAAGGAACGCCUGUCCCUUGUGGGAGAGCGUGCUCGUCUGCAAGCUCAGCUGGCCUCGAUGGCAACUCAGGCACGUUUAUUAAAGGACGACAAACAAGAAAUUGAAGAGGUUGAUAGCGAACGUGUAUCUCUGCUCAAACAGUUAGAAGCUGGACAAACAGCAGCCAUGGCCAUGUACCAUGAAAAACAACAACUCCUGAAGAGCAAGGAACAUCUAGAGAAGGAGGUCAUGAUACUGCAAGAAGAAAUAGCUAGUCUACGUGCCAAAGCCAACCACCUUGCAGCAAGAGAGGCUCAUGCUGCCCACAUAUCCGAUUCAGAACAGAGAGGUAUGAAUGAACUACGCACUGCACACACCAAACUGCAGCAGGCGUACAGAAACUUGCAAGAAUAUAAUCAGAAAUUAGGACAAGAGUUGUCAGCACUAAAGGAAAGGAAGAAAGUCAGUGAACAGGCAGAAGCACGCACUGUUGAAUCAGAGAGACUCGUAAAGCAGCUGACAGCCCAGUUGGAAUCAGAGCGUUGCCUUACAACUAACUUACAGCUUCAAUUAGAUGCUCUUAGAUCCAAGGCCUCACCAGCUUCAUCUCAUAAUGACUCCGUUGUGCCUAAUGCAAGUGAUCUUGCAUCUCCUGAAAGUGUGACUAGCAUUGAGUUCUUCCGGCCCUCAUCUGACAUAAGUAGCAUUGGUCUGCGGGGACGUAGGCCAGCUUCCCUAGGGCCAUCCUCUCCAACUGAAAAAGAAAAAUCCUAUGAACGCCGUGCCUCCAGUAGCAGUCGCAGAAGAGACAGCAGUAAACGCUACAGCAGCCAUUGGAGUGAAGAUAAGGAAAACCUUCACACAACCACCACCACAAUAACCACCACCACCACAAGCAGUAAGCGAGGACGUCGCCUCCAAAGCAAUAGCUCUAAUGAUGGGGUUUUAGCAGAGCAGGCAGCACCACCACAGCUGCCCAACAUCCAUCACGAGGAAGAGAAUGACGGUGGUACUACUUCCGGCGAAUCUCCUGACCUGGGGAUCGGAUCAGACUACCAUUUCUCCAGUUUGGAAAGGGGGACGCACAUAAUGCGUUCCACCUUGCAUGCCAACAGCGAUCUCCCAUUACGUCCACUGUGCUCUGAACCUAGCCAUAGUACUCUAAGUGUGGAGAAUCAACAAUUGCGCCAAGAACGGGACAACCUGUCGGAAAAGUUGGCAUCCACAAAGGACACGCUGAAGGAUGCCUUGGAAAAGCUAUCGAGAGCCAAUCAGCGCAAAGAGAGCGUUGAGAGGGCCAUCUGCAAGCAGCUCACCAAGACACAUCACGUCCUCAAGAAAGCAAAAGGGAAUUUGAAACAGGCAAACUCUCUUCCUCAGUGAUCUAAGCAGGUCUUUUAUGUAAUAUGUUGAAGAAAAGAAAAAAUGGAAAAAUUAUUUAAAAUUCGCAUUUGUUUGCUCUUCGCUCAGAUAAUGGAGGCCAGAACUCUGUGUUAUAUUUUGUUUUACGUGUGAGAGAUUCUUCUGAAGAGAAUAUGUCCAUUUGUGUGUAGUGCAGCAAUAAUUGACACUGAUUGACAUUGUUAUGCGUAUGAGAUUUUAUGUUUGAGAAAUUAUCAAAAACUAAGAUACAGACCGUCUCAAAAACUCAAAAUGCUAAAAUUACCAGGAACUCAAAAAGACAGAGAAUAUCAGAAAUGCAAAAUGCAGAAAGAAACAGGAACUCAAGAUGUGAAUGGCUUUGUGAUUUACAAUAGAACCAUUAUUUGUGAACCGUCCGCUGGUAGUCUUUACUGCGCCCUGUCUCAGUAAAGCUAUCCCUUUAGAAUGAACCUGUGUGGUAGAACUGAGUAACGAGUAUUCCCGGCCGAGUGAUAAAGGAAAGAAAAAACACACCAUGAAAAAUAUCGUCAGUGGGAAUCAGGCUGUUACGUUAUCUCCAGGAAGAUCAUUCAUACGCUUCUCAUCCAGAAACAGAAAUGUGAUUUUCUCUUUUUUCUAUUUGUUUGAGUUAUUUUGUUAACAAUAUGGAUGUUGAUCCAUAGGAACAUGUGAGUAAUUUUUAAGAGAUUCUUUAUGGAUUAUCAUUUACUUUGCUUUUUUUUUUAUUGUUGCUUUUCCUUGUACUUGACAGGAAAAUGUUUUGAAAUUGUCACACCCUUUGGAAGUAUAUAUACUUUCAGAUCCAGAGAAAGGAAGAAUACACCCAUUUAUUUUUAGCAGGAGUUGUAUGGUUAUCGUGAAACCAUUUUGCACCUUUAUUUCAGUAUCUUAUAGUGAUUAGGACAUAUCAUAUACAUAUAUUUAUUGUCAGGAAUCCUGAAUUCUAUAUAUAUUUGCUUGUAAAGAAAACGAGGUUGAGCAUUUGAUCAUUGUAAAUGUCAUUUUUGUAGACAUUCCAGUGCACACCUUGAAGCUGAACAUCUGAUAUCUUGACCUCCAUUCUCGUUAUCUCUUUAUGACUCCUUUUUCCACCUUAAUUAGUCCUGUAAAUAUAAUUCUCACCAUUUUAAGCUCAUCUUUUGUAUAUAAUACUGAUGACGUGAUUUCAAAUCCCACAGCUUUCUGAAUAUAAUCUGUUUAUAUGAGUUUUAAAAAGGGUGUGGACAUUUUUCUUCCUCAUUUCCAUAUUUGCAAAACUUAGUUGUUUGGAUAUAGUUACACCAAACACGAGUUUACAUUCUCAACUUGCUAUAUAAAAGCAGAUUGUACCAUCGUCAUCUGAUUUCACAGAUUUUCCUAAGCUUCCUUAAGCAGAAUACCUCCCAACUUCUGGUUUAAGUUAAGUUAAUAUAGUCAUCUAUCUUUUUUUUAUCUUAAUUAUCAUUAGAGUAAUGAAAAUGAGAUGUAAUGGAGAUAAGAUUUAACGUGUAUUUAGUCUUUCUUAUUUGAUUUAAGACGAGAAGUUUGAUUUCUGUUGGUUGUAUUAUGGUGCCUCGUUGUGUAAAUUGUUCUUCUGUUUGUAUGUGAUUAUUGUAUCACAUAAUUUGUAUAUUUAGUAUUUCACCAAAUAAGGUAAGGGAAUAUGUAUCAUGAUCAUGCUUGUAUAGAUUCAAAAGUGUAUAUAUUUUGUACGGAAAUGGCUGUCUUCCAGGAAUUGUUAUGUGUACAAAGUAGGUUAAACAAAUGUUUUUGUACAUAGUGCACACGAGCCUCAAUAAAUUGAAAUGAAUGGAUAUUAUAA